UCUUCCUUUCUUUCUUACUCUCAGUAACUGACUGCUAAGAGAAUAUCUUCUUCUUCUUCCCAUCUCUUUCGAGCUCCAUCGAUUCUUGCGGAAGCUUUCUUCUUCCGUUUAAGGGUUUGCAAUGGUGCGCGAGAGCUCUGUUUCUCUGUGGUCACCUCAAGACUUGUUGAGGGAUAAAGUUCGGCUCGUUAAAAGAAAAGACUCUGCAGGAAGAUACGAGAUAGUUCCCAUCGAUGAUCCGUUGACUUUUGAGAAAGGUUUCUGCGCUUUCGUCCGUGCGUGCCAGCUACUCUCCCAGAAGAACGAUGGACUCAUCUUGGUUGGUUUGGCUGGUCUUUCCGGAGCUGGAAAAUCUGUCUUCACUGAGAAAAUUUCCAACUUCUUGCGUAGUAUUGCUAUCAUCAACAUGGACAGCUACAUUGAUGGUGCUCGUGCCACCGGUAGAGACUUUGAUGACAAACGGUUGACAGAUUAUGAUAAACUUCUUGACAACAUACACGGCCUAAAGGAUGGACAAUCUGUUCAGGUUCCUAUAUAUGACUUCAAGUCGAACUCGCGAAUUGGUUACAGAACGGUUGAGGUGCCUAGCUCCCGCAUUGUUAUCCUUGAAGGCAUAUACGCUUUGAGCGAGAAGCUACGUCCUUUCCUCGAUCUUCGUGUCUCCGUCACUGGUGGAGUGUCUUCCAAUCUUGUCAAGCGUGUUUUGGGAGACAUUCAACGUCCUGGCCAGGAUUCUCAAGAGACAGUUCGUCGAAUAUUCGAGACGGUUUAUCCCACGUACGAGGCGCUUAUUGAACCUGACCUGAAGACAGCUCAUAUUAACAUCGAAAACAAUUUUGACCCCUCUGGCUUUCAGAACCCAACAUAUAUUCUAAAGUCAACGAAGGCGUUAACACCAGAACAAAUGAAGGCAGUUCUGUCUGAAGACUUCAAAGAACGUACAGAAGAAACUCGUGACAUCUAUCUGCUACCACCAGGCGAGGAUCCUAAAACAUGUCAAUCAUUCCUCAGAAUGAGGAACCGGGAUGGAAGAUACUAUCUCACGUUUGAGGAGUCGUUUACAGAUUGUUCGUUAGUUAUAUCUCCCGGAAUAACUUUCCAAGUCAACGUUCGCCUUCUCGGAGGAUUAAUGGCAUUGGGUUAUACCCUUGCAGCAAUCUCGGAAAGAACAAGUCAUAUCUUUGAUGAUGACAAGGUUACUGUGAAGAGUGAUCGUUUUAAACAACUGAACCGGACACAUGUUCAGGUGCGAGGUAGAGACCGUACAUACGUUGAAAACGUGGCUAACCAACUCGGACUGGAAGCUUCUUCAUAUGUUCCACAUACAUAUAUUGAACUGAUGCAGCUGGAGAAGCGUGUGAAAAAAGUUAUGGCUUUGCCAGAUGACUUGAAGACAAAAGUUAGCUUAAUUCCUUCUCAAGGAGCCCUUCCAAGACUAAGAGCUUCUGCUGAUAGUAGAGCACCUGCAGCCACGCUUCCAAAUCAGGGUGUUAUCACUCGGCUCAUAUACCAAAUAUCAACAGUGAAUGAGAGGAUGGAUGAGUGCACAUACCAUCUUGAAGAGUUGAAUUCCAGUAUCCCGAACAGGAGAGCUGCUGCUGCUGCUGCUGCUUCUGGGUCCCUCUUGUCUGCUCUCAUGGAAGAGGUUGAACUUGUUACUGGAAGACAACAUGAGAUAACGCUUCAAAUGGACAUACUGACCAAACUUGUUCACGAGCAUCUUGUACUUGUAGAAAGGUCACGCACAGAGAGAGUAGUCAGCGACAGAGCCAACAGCACAACGCAGAACCUCGGGCCUUCCACUGUACCUGUUCUUCUUGCUGUGGCCAUUGGCUGGAUCGGCAUUCUUGCAUACAGUCUCAAAUAGUUGCUGUAACAGCUAGUGUUAACUCACUGCUGAAACUCAGGGUCCGUGAAAAAAAUAGUGGAUAAUGAUGAUGUAAAUAACAGAGUUUGUGUGAUACACACUGGAUAGUCUUGACGAUGUAUAUAGCAUGUUCCAAGAAUAAGAGACUGAUUCGUUUA
This is a messenger RNA of Raphanus sativus (radish), 2025 nucleotides long. Its product is annotated as inorganic pyrophosphatase TTM1. Gene Ontology annotation, molecular function: kinase activity; ATP binding. The record is from RefSeq and is a predicted model, not a curated record. Lineage: Eukaryota; Viridiplantae; Streptophyta; Magnoliopsida; Brassicales; Brassicaceae. The transcript is spliced from 11 exons. Bases 122 to 1867 code for a protein of 581 amino acids. Gene Ontology annotation, cellular component: cytoplasm.